CCGAUUUCUGUACCGGAAACAGGUCUUUUUGACGAAGACAAACUUCCUCGGUUGGAGUAUUUUUUGGCGCUGGACGGUGAACGAAGCGAGAAGAAGAAAAAAGCAUGCAGCGGUGACGCAACAGCAGUUAAAAUAUGCUUGAUGGUCGGUGCCAUUCUUAAUACCUGACUGGGAACGCUCACUCUUAUUACUUACGAACAUUUGCAUACGAUCGAUUACUUUCCCGGCGACAACAUGAUGCUAAUCAAGAGCUUCUUCCGGAGGAUCAUCAAAGACUUCCGGCAUAAGGAGUUGCUCCCUCUUAAAAUGAUAUUCUUCGUUCAAGCGUCCACGCUCUAUGUACUUUACCCGUAUCUGACUAUCCACAUGAGGGAGCUCGGUAUAAACGUGGAGGAGACCGCUAUAAUGAGCGCCAUAACUCCGGUGAUCGCUAUGGUGAUGCCACCCCUUGCAGGGAUGUUCGCCGAUCGUGUGGGCAAUUUCAAAAUACUACUGUCCCUGUUCUCGUCGUUCGGCGGAGUCGCAGCACUUCUGUUGCUGCUCGUCCCGAUCGGCAGGAUAACCGUACAGUUUCCUGACAGAGUCGUCAUGGACCUCGGUUGCACAGGGAACAACGGGCUGCUUUACACCAUGAGUCAAAACCAUCCUUGCGACACCAAACUGCAAGGAGACAUCGCCACGAGGAUCGAGAGUUGCGGUUACUCGUGUCGAUUCGAUAUUCAUAACGACACCGAUGCGAAGGCGGUUUUGUCGUCGAGGAUGUACACCAUCAGGCGAUUCAAUCUGGAGACUGGCGCGAACUCGUCGUUCAAGUUUUCGAUCGCUCAAAGCGAUAUGCCACCUGAGAAGGAGGAAGAUAUCAAAGAACACCGGAAGCUGAAGAAUAACGAGUACUUCAAGACCUCGAUUCGGCAAUUGUCUCGCAACGAGUACUUCUUCCCAUCGAACCAGUUGUACGAAUUUGCUUGCACGGUGUCGGGAUUCAUCGAGGACUUUGAAACACCGACCUCGAACAGUGCCAUGUCGAACAGGAUCUACGAGAAUCGAACCCUUUGUGCCUUCAAUCCUAUUAUACACAAGGACGACGUCAGUCGAGUCAAUUACUACUCGUACAAAUCGAAGCUGAAGAGCCUCGAAGCAACCGAAGAAGAUCGAAGCUCGAAGAAACAAAGAUAUCUCUCUGAACAAAUAGCCUGGACAGGAGGAAAGUUUCAGAACAUCACCUGUGGAAACCCAGAUCUAGAAACCGAGAAGAUCAUGCUGGAUUUACCGUUGUUUAAUUAUUCUGUCAGCUUGGAGCCUUACAAGACUCUGAACACGGAGGAUUGCAGGAAAAGGUGCAUCGUCACCGCGCCUCGCAAGGACAUGUGCUCGAACAUGAAUACGGUACUCGAGUACAACGUUGGCUUGACUUUCUGGAUGUAUUUCGCCAUCAGGGUAUUCAUCGGUGUUAUCGGUGGCACGACGUUCGCGAUGUUCGAGGGUGCAGUGAUCGCGAUAUUACGCGAGCAGAAAGCUGAUUAUGGGCUUCAAAGGAUUUAUGGCAGCAUCGGUGGCAUGAUAUCAUCGCCGCUCUCUGGACUUCUCAUUGAUUAUGCAAGCACUGGCAAAGGCUAUACCGAUUUCAGGCCAGCAUUUUAUUUGUACGCUGCUUUGAAACUGAUGUCUGGGUUGCUGAUGCUCGCUAUCAAUUUGGAAUUCAAAUCGCCGGCUACCAACGUAAUUAGCGACGUUUUUACGGUUUUGAGGAACAUCGAGGCCGUUGCACUUUUCAUCGCCUGUUUCAUUCUUGGAACUGCUUGGGGAUACAUCGAAUCGUUCCUCUUUUGGUUGAUACAAGAUUUAGGAGGAUCACGAUCGCUCAUGGGUAUCACCAUAACCGUAGGCGGUAUAGCUGGUAUACCAUUACUGGUACUAUCUGGUCCAAUCAUAUCAAAGAUCGGCCACGCCAAUGUACUUUUUAUAGGCUUUGUUUUUUAUGCCAUAAGACUUUGCGGUUACUCUUUAAUAUACAAUCCAUGGCAUACCCUGAUCUUCGAGGCUCUAGAAUCGGUAACAUUGUCGCUUAGUUUCACCGCUGCUGUCACUUACGCGGCUAAGUUGUCUACCACCACCACCGACAGCUCGAUACAAGGAUUAUUAGGUGGAGUUUACUACGGAGUUGGCAAGGGUUCUGGGAGCUUGAUAGGCGGCUACCUGAUGAAAGCCUUCGGCACAAGGCCCACCUACAGAAUCUUCGCUGUGAUGACACUGAUCACCGGCAUAAUGUACUACAUCUUUAACGUCGCGUACUUGAAGAAGCGACCGCAGGUCGAGGGUAACGAUAUCGUGAAGAAGAAGCCGAAAAAGGUGGAGAACCAGAACGGCCUCGAGAGCGGAAUCAUCGAGAUAGCGCUGGAAGAGAAGAAGCAGCGCGAGAACGACGACAAGAAGAACGAAUCGAAUAUCGUAACCGGAGUAGACAAUCAAGCCUUCUCCAACGAACAGGACAACGUGAAAUCUUCCAAGGACGAAGAGAACAAAAGGGUGAGCGAUAUAGAGGCUGUCAAUAACGCGAAGAACCUUGACAAGAUCGAAAAAGUACCUGCGGAAGAGAGCAAGAAAAAGUUGGGGGCGAAAAGGCUGAAGAACACGCAAAUCGACGAACGAGAGAGAACGAAAGAGUGCUCGAAACAAAAUGGCACGACGAAUCCGAGCUUCGAGAGCGAUAAUCAAGAUCGAUGUAACGUCACUGUCGAGAGGCAACCGGAAGAGAAGAAAUGAACAUGUUCCUUCACCGAUCUCUUCUCCUCUUCGUGCAGAGGCACAAAAUAUUUAUCACUGAAUUUCAUCGGAUGUAAAAACGAUGUACAUCUACGUAAUCUUAAUUAGGAGGAAGUUAGACUUUCCCUAAGAUCGCCACCUACAAUUCGAAGCUCCCCAUAGACUCUCUAGUCUCCCUUAGAAUUUCCCUACAGUUCACGUAGGACUA
Messenger RNA from Megachile rotundata (alfalfa leafcutting bee), 2971 nucleotides. RefSeq lists its product as uncharacterized. The record is from RefSeq and is a predicted model, not a curated record. Gene Ontology annotation, cellular component: membrane. NCBI's taxonomy places the organism in Eukaryota, Metazoa, Arthropoda, Insecta, Hymenoptera, Megachilidae.